AUGGCAGCUACGGUUCCUGGAGGCACAACUCUGGGCGUGCCGGGCCAAACGAAACAAAAAUUCAAUAAAGUACUGGGUCUACAGCCCGAGCAAAACGAAAAGGAACUAUACGCCAUCUUCAGGGCUGAUUCGACGUCACGGUUCUACGUGCCGGCCGUCAUGAUGGGACACAACUCGACGCCGCCACCUUCGUCGCGUACGGUUCACGUUCUCGGAAACGACGAGCGAUCGCUAUUUCUGUCACAUGCUCUGCACGGCAUCUACGACUCGGUCAAGACGCUAGACAUACCGGCCAACACACCAUAUCGGGGCAUUGCCGGAAACCUAGGCACCAGGAAGAACCCAAAAGGCUGGAUCGAACCGAAUGCCGCAUUAGAGACCUCGCCGGAAGUGGAGAAGGACGAUACACAUAUCAGCAACCUCGUGGUGUCCGGGAGACCGAGCGAGAGCAUCAAGCUACUCGAAAAGGUCAAGCAUCGGAUCGACGACCGGACGGCCGUCUGCUAUGUUCAAGACGGACUCGGCGUCGCGGAGGCGGCCACCAACCGAGUCUUCCCGGAGAAAGACAAGCGCCCGUCGAUUAUGCUCGGACACAUGACGCAUUCCCUGGCAUUUGACCGAAAGGCAAAGUCGGUCAAGGUGAUGACACCCAAAUACGAGACGGCGCUCGCCGGUGUGCGGCCCUACUACGGUCCCAAAAAGUCAAGAUCCCGUCGCUCAUGUUCUCGGCCGUCUGCGAUCCUAUCUGCGUCAUGCUGGAUUACCGCUACAAUGAGCUCAUCUACAAUCCGACGAUCGCCGAUGUGGUCGCGCGCAUGCCCGAAGUCAAGAACUCGCCUGAGCUGCAGAGCGUUCUGCGGGGAGGGCAUGCGCAAGGAGAUUAUGGAAAACUUAGAGGGAAGGGGUCCGCGCCGAGCAAGAUGGCGUUGCAGAUACAACGGGGCAUGGGCCGUAGGCGUGAAGCUGCCGGCGAACGAGAUGGUCGUGGGUAUGGUGAAGGCAAAGCAUAAGGCGCAAGUUGAGAAGAACCGGUCGUACAUGCCAUUAGAGCUGACCUCAAGGAGGUGA
Colletotrichum scovillei is the source of this 1068-nucleotide messenger RNA. RefSeq lists its product as uncharacterized. The transcript has 4 exons. The record is from RefSeq and is a predicted model, not a curated record. Lineage: Eukaryota; Fungi; Ascomycota; Sordariomycetes; Glomerellales; Glomerellaceae. Gene Ontology annotation, cellular component: mitochondrion; cytoplasm. Gene Ontology annotation, molecular function: NADP binding; 2-dehydropantoate 2-reductase activity. The coding region runs from base 1 to 1068 and encodes 355 amino acids.